AUGUCGCUCGCGCACCUGUCGCGUCGCGCUAUCCGCGCCCCCCUGCGCGUCCAGUCCGCGAUCCGCUCUCGCCCCUUCACCGCCGGAGCCAUCCUGCUCCGCCCGUCCGCGAGCCAGCCUGUAAACCACUCGACGACCGCGACCCAGCCCCACCCCUUCCCCCCUUCCAAGUCCUACACCCCCGAGACCACCAGCAUCUUCACUCCCCUUGACACUUUCCUCCCCCGCCAUGUCGGUCCCCGCGACAGCGACCGCGAGGAGAUGCUCAAGGCCCUCGGCUACAAGGACAUGGACGAGUUCAUUCGCGCCACGAUCCCCGACGACGUUCGCAUCAAGGAGUUCACCUCGAGCGACAUCAAGCCGUACUCGGAGCUCGAGCUGCGUCGCCGCCAGGAGGAGAUUGCUUCCAUGAACAAGCCCAUGAAGUCGUACAUCGGUAUGGGCUACCACAACGCCAUCGUGCCCCCCGUCAUCCAGCGCAACGUCUUUGAGAACCCCGGCUGGUACACCUCGUACACCCCCUACUCGGCUGAGCAGUCGCAGGGCCGUCUCGAGUCGCUCGUCAACUUCCAGACCGUUGCCAUCCAGCUCACUGGUCUCCCCAUUGCCAACGCCUCGCUCCUCGACGAGGCUACCGCUGCCGCUGAGGGCAUGGCUAUGUGCGCCGCCCAGGUUCCCAAGAACAAGUUCCAGAAGGGCAAGAACGUUUUCCUCGUCUCCCCCACCAUUGCUCCCCAGACCCUCGCCGUUCUCGAGACCCGUGCUCCCGGCUUCGGCAUUGAGCUCAAGAUCGCCGAGAGCAACGACGCCGUCGCCGCCGAGGUUGACAAGCUUGGCGACAAGCUCAUCGGAGCUCUCCUCCCCUACCCCGACGUCAACGGUGAGAUCACCAACUGGGAGGACGUCACCAAGAAGGUCAAGGGCCACGGCGCCAAGGUCGUUGUCGCCUCUGACCUCCUCGCCCUCACCAUGCUCAAGCCCCCUGGAGAGUGGGGUGCCGACAUUGUCUGCGGCAACACCCAGCGCUUCGGUGUUCCCCUCGGCUACGGUGGUCCCCACGCUGCCUUCUUCGCGUGCGCCGACGACCUGAAGCGCAAGAUCCCCGGCCGUAUCGUCGGUCUCUCCAAGGACGCCUCGGGCGCCCCCGCCUACCGUCUCGCGCUCCAGACCCGUGAGCAGCACAUUCGUCGUGAGAAGGCCACCUCCAACGUCUGUACCGCCCAGGCUCUCCUCGCCAACAUGGCCGCCAUGUACGCCGUCUACCACGGCCCCGAGGGUCUCCGCCGCAUUGCCGGCAAGGUCCACGGCCUCACCCGCGUUCUCGCCGAGGCGCUUACUCAGCUUGGCUUCACCAUCAAGAACAAGCAGUUCUUCGACACCCUCACCAUCGACACCAAGUCGGCCGGCGUCACCGCCGACCAGGUCCACAAGGCGUCCGUCGAGGCCGGCAUCAACUUCCGCCCCAUUGACGAGAACACGAUCGGUAUCACCCUCGACGAGUCUGUCGGUCCCCUCGACCUGACUGACAUUGUCAACGUCUUCUUCCGCGUCAAGGGCGAGAAGACUGUCGACCCCUCGUUCGUCGACGAGCUCUCGCGCAAGCUCGACCUUUCGGCUGAGGCUGCCCUCAAGACCCCCAUCAAGUCUGACCUCGCUCGCUCCACUCCCUUCCUGCAGCAGGCUGUCUUCAACUCGCACCACUCCGAGACCGACAUGCUCCGCUACAUGAUGUCGCUCCAGGAGAAGGACUACUCGCUCGUCCACGGCAUGAUCCCCCUCGGCUCGUGCACGAUGAAGCUCAACUCGACUACCUCGAUGGUUCCCCUCUCGUGGAAGGAGUUUGGCGGAAUCCACCCCUUCGCCCCCGUCGAGCAGGCUGAGGGCUACCAGACCAUGCUCAAGGAGAUUGAGCACGACCUUUCGCUCGUCACUGGCUACGACGCGACCUCGUUCCAGCCCAACUCGGGUGCCUCGGGCGAGUACGCCGGUCUCAAGGUCAUUGAGGCGUACCACAACUCGCGUGGCGAGGGCCACCGUGACGUCUGUCUCAUCCCCCUUUCGGCCCACGGCACCAACCCCGCCUCGGCUGCCAUGAUUGGCUACAAGGUCGUCCCCAUCAAGGCGCUCGACGACGGCUCGCUUGACCUCAAGGACCUCAAGGAGAAGGCCGACAAGCACAAGGACAACCUUGCCGCCUUUAUGGUCACCUACCCCUCGACCUUCGGUACCUUCGACGAGGGUAUUGAGGAGGCGUGCAAGAUUGUCCACGACAACGGCGGCCAGGUCUACGUCGACGGUGCCAACUGCAACUCGCUCGUUGGUCUUACCUCGCUCGGCCGUGUUGGCGGUGACGUCUCGCACACCAACCUGCACAAGACCUUCUCGAUCCCCCACGGUGGUGGUGGCCCCGGUGUCGGCCCCAUCUCGGUCAAGAAGCACCUCGCUCCCUUCCUCCCCGGCCACCCCAUCGUCCCCACUGGCGGUGACAAGGCUAUCUCUGCCGUCUCUGCUGCUCCCUGGGGCUCUGCUUCGAUCAACCUCAUCUCGUGGUCGUACAUCAAGAUGCUCGGCGGCGCCGGCCUCACCGAGGUCUCCAAGAUGGCCCUCCUGAACGCCAACUACAUUGCUGAGCGCCUCAAGCCCUACUACAACAUCCGCUUCACGAACAAGAACGGCCGUGUCGCGCACGAGUGUCUCCUCGACCUGCAGGAGUUUGAGUCCAAGGCCGGCCUCCGCGUGCCCGACUUCUCGAAGCGUCUGCAGGACUACUCGUUCCACCCCCCGACGGCUCAGUGGCCCAUCAACACGUGUUUCCUCAUCGAGCCCACCGAGUCGGAGCCCAAGCACGAGCUCGACCGUCUCGUCGACGCCCUCAUCUCGAUCCGCAAGGAGGUCGACGAGAUCGUCGACGGCAAGCAGCCCAAGGACGACAACGUCUUCAAGAACGCCCCCCACCCCCUCUCCGUCAUCACUGCCGAGGAGUGGACCCGCCCCUACACCCGUACCAAGGCCGCGUACCCCGUCGCCACCCUCAAGCGCUCCAAGUUCUGGCCCGCCGUCGGCCGUGUCGACGACGCUGCUGGUGAUCUCAACCUAAUCUGCGAGUGUGGCUCGGUCGAAAAUUUUGUGGAUGAGGAGUAA
This is a messenger RNA of Trichosporon asahii var. asahii CBS 2479, 3141 nucleotides long. Its product is annotated as glycine dehydrogenase precursor. NCBI's taxonomy places the organism in Eukaryota, Fungi, Basidiomycota, Tremellomycetes, Trichosporonales, Trichosporonaceae. The transcript has a single exon. Gene Ontology annotation, cellular component: mitochondrion; glycine cleavage complex. Gene Ontology annotation, biological process: glycine decarboxylation via glycine cleavage system. Gene Ontology annotation, molecular function: glycine binding; pyridoxal phosphate binding; glycine dehydrogenase (decarboxylating) activity. The record is from RefSeq and is a predicted model, not a curated record. Bases 1 to 3141 code for a protein of 1046 amino acids.